Molecule: messenger RNA, 836 nt
Organism: Drosophila willistoni
Lineage: Eukaryota; Metazoa; Arthropoda; Insecta; Diptera; Drosophilidae
Product: surfeit locus protein 4 homolog
Exons: 1
Coding region: 102-794 (230 amino acids)
Cellular component (GO): membrane
Molecular function (GO): oxidoreductase activity
Source: RefSeq, a predicted model, not a curated record
AUAAGUAAUGAAAUCAGUUUGAACGAAAAGUUUAGUUGAAUUUUGUUAUUCUUGUUUUUACUAAAUUGAUAUUUCAUCGGAAUUGGCAAAACUAAUCUAAAAUGGAUCCCGUUAUCUUUUAUCAUCAAUUUCAUCGUGUAUUGAAAUACUUUUUGUCGGGAUUAGCAAGAUUUUGUAUUAUAACCAGUUUUGUGGCCAAUGCCAGUCGAUGCUGCUACGAUUGGUAUCUGGAGAGGAUUCUGCUGAGUUUUAAGUGGCGUUGUGGAGUCCAGUUGGCGGGUCUUUAUAUUGGAGUAACAACAAUAGUGCAAUUCGCAGCUGCCUUCAUGUUGCUGGCGAGAAAGAAGAGACGCCUUGCCGCUGCGAUGAUAUCGGCGGUGCUCCAUGUACGAUUGCUGACGGAUCCGAUGUUCUGGGAUUUGCAUAUUUAUAUGGACAUAUGUACGUUGAUCAGUGUCGUUCUGUUGAAUAUGUUUAAGCUGUGUCGCCAUAGCUUUAUGGCCUUCCUCUUCCUGACCCACUUGACUUGGAGUCCAAGUAACAUGCUGUGGACCUUGCUCAAGUAUACAACAAAACUACUCAUAGUCCUUAUAAUAAUUGGACGUUGUCGGAAACUUGCCAAUGUUUUGUUAUUGAUGUCUAUAGCCCUGCAAAGCUGGUGUCUGUAUGCUUGGUGGACUGUACCCUAUGGCCUUCAAACCAUACACGAUAGACAGAUGCAGCACUUUUUCUUUUGGAAUAGAAUUUCAAUGAUUGGUGGCCUAAUAAUGUCCAUUGCCCAUCAUCGUCUGUAAAAUGCAUUUCUAAAUAAAUAUAAGCAUUUUAAAUAAAUUAAA